GACUACCUCAAGUAAUGCCAUUUUUGUCUUUAAAGCAACAUGCUGGUUCCAGUAGAAUAUAAUGGAGUCAGCAAAUGGGUCAGGGUACCACAGGCCGAGGAGGAGUACAGUUACUCCCAGUUUUUGCAAGCAGGUAACUGUUUGGCUAAUUUGACUGUCAUGUUUAUUUGUGCUUUGAAGGUUUUACAGUGUCUUUGUUGGAAACUGCAGAUGACAAUUAUAUUUCCCACUAACCCCAUAGUAUUUAUAGUCCAUCAGCUUUGCUCAAGGCAUGGUUGUUGUUCCCAAACCUUGCUUAUUGACAGUUUCUUGUGUUUCAGUGCUGGCGAAAUUCAAUUUGCCAGAUUUUACUUCUUUGAGGCUGAAGGAUUCAUCUAAUGUGGAAGUGGAUUCAGACAUAUUUGAUGAACUCUUAAAGUCAUCAGGGGUGUUUUUCAAGGCAGAGGAAUGUAAUGGUAUCCCUACUGAGGUGACGUUCUUAGAGGGCUCAUCUUCAUCUGACUGGUCACCAUCACCAUCAUGUAUGUCCCAAGGGUCAUCAUCAGGUACUGACUCAACAGUGAUACUGGAAUCUACAAAGACUCGGAGAAGACAGCUGAUUGAAGGGCCCCUGGAUGGCAAUGUUGCAAGAGAUAUUGUUAGAGAUGCUCUGUGUUCAAAGGCCAGUGGGAAAGAAAUACUAGAAGAGUACAAGAAAACAAGCACCAUCAGUGAUGUUACAAGAAGGAGGAUGGUCAACAUUCUUGUGGCAGAUAUGGUGGAGUACCAUGGGAGGGUACCUCCGGUAAAUGUGCGGAACCUCUAUGCACUUGGGAUUACAACACUGUUCCCAAAAUUGAGUGACCCAGAUUCCGAGAAUGGCUAUAUCGACCAAGACUUCUCAAUGAUCUUUGGUGAGGAGGUGUCUGGUAAAUUCCUCUCCAAGUGGCCAACCUUUUUCAAACCGAGAGUCAUCGCAGAUUGCUGCAAGAACCUAACUCCGUCCGGUUGUUGA
Astyanax mexicanus (Mexican tetra) is the source of this 994-nucleotide messenger RNA. RefSeq lists its product as uncharacterized. Bases 272 to 994 code for a protein of 240 amino acids. Lineage: Eukaryota; Metazoa; Chordata; Actinopteri; Characiformes; Acestrorhamphidae. The transcript is spliced from 5 exons. The record is from RefSeq and is a predicted model, not a curated record.